Balaenoptera acutorostrata (minke whale) is the source of this 1020-nucleotide messenger RNA. Its product is annotated as trace amine-associated receptor 1. Bases 1 to 1020 code for a protein of 339 amino acids. Lineage: Eukaryota; Metazoa; Chordata; Mammalia; Artiodactyla; Balaenopteridae. Gene Ontology annotation, cellular component: membrane. Gene Ontology annotation, biological process: G protein-coupled receptor signaling pathway. Gene Ontology annotation, molecular function: trace-amine receptor activity. The record is from RefSeq and is a predicted model, not a curated record. The transcript has a single exon.
AUGAUGUCCUUUUGCCACAAUAUAAUUAAUAUCUCCUGUGUGAAAACCAGCUGGUCGAAUGACGUCCGUGCUUCCCUGUACAGUUUAAUGGUGCUCAUAAUUCUGACCACAGUGGUUGGCAAUCUAAUAGUUAUUAUUUCUAUAUCACACUUCAAGCAACUUCAUACCCCAACUAAUUGGCUCAUUCAUUCCAUGGCCACUGUGGACUUUCUGCUGGGGUGCCUGGUCAUGCCUUAUAGUAUGGUGAGAUCCGUUGAGCACUGCUGGUAUUUUGGAGAAGUCUUCUGUAAAAUUCACACCAGCACUGAUAUUAUGCUGAGCUCAGCAUCAAUUUUUCAUUUGUCCUUCAUUUCCAUUGACCGCUACUAUGCUGUGUGUGACCCAUUGAGAUACAAAACUAAGAUCAACAUCUUGGUUAUUUUUGUGAUGAUCUUCAUUAGUUGGAGUAUUCCUGCUCUUUUUGCAUUUGGAAUGAUCUUUCUGGAGCUAAACUUCAAAGGAGCUGAGGAGAUGUAUUACAAACACAUUCACUGCAUAGGGAGUUGCUCUGUCUUCUUCAGCAAAACAUCUGGGGUUCUGGCCUUUAUGACUUCUUUCUAUAUACCUGGCUCUAUUAUGAUAUGCAUCUAUUGUAGAAUAUAUUUCAUAGCGAAAGGGCAGGCAAGAUCAAUUAAUGAUGCAAAUCAGAAGUUUCGAAUUGGGUUGGAAGAGAAAAAUGGAAUUUCACGAAGCAAAGAAAGGAAAGCUACGAAGACUUUAGGGAUUGUGAUGGGAGUUUUCUUAACAUGCUGGUGUCCUUUCUUUGUCUGCACAGUCAUGGAUCCUUUCCUGGACUAUACUAUUCCACCCAUCCUGAAUGAUGCAUUGAUUUGGUUUGGCUACUUGAAUUCCACUUUAAAUCCAAUGGUUUAUGCAUUUUUCUAUCCCUGGUUCAGAAGAGCACUGAAGAUGAUUCUGUUUGGUAAAAUUUUCCAAAAAGAUUCAUCUAGAUGUAAAUUAUUUUUAGAAUUAAAUCCAUAG